Messenger RNA from Haplochromis burtoni (Burton's mouthbrooder), 550 nucleotides. Its product is annotated as butyrophilin-like protein 10. Gene Ontology annotation, cellular component: external side of plasma membrane. The transcript has 3 exons. The record is from RefSeq and is a predicted model, not a curated record. Gene Ontology annotation, biological process: T cell costimulation; immune response; cellular response to lipopolysaccharide. Bases 89 to 550 code for a protein of 153 amino acids. NCBI's taxonomy places the organism in Eukaryota, Metazoa, Chordata, Actinopteri, Cichliformes, Cichlidae.
CUGUGCCAUCAGCUGCAGAGUAACAGCUCUGCUCUGACAGCCGGCGGUGAGCCUGAGAGGAUCAGCUGUAACGGGAUUGUUACUGAGGAUGAAGAUGAUGAUCCUGCUCCUCUUACUCGUUUCCCAGCAUGCCUCAGGGGUGGAGGUUUAUGAGGGGGUGGAGUCUGUCCUGCUUCCCUGUCGGAUACAAGCUGAUGAUUCCAGGAGCGCCACAGAACUGCUGUGGCACUGUGAUGAGUUCAAGAACCCGCGAGUCCACGUGCGCCUGCUUAGUGGUGACGAUCUUCAUGAUCAAAACGUUCGUUACGUCGGUCGAACAUCAAUGAGAGCCGACGCUUUGCAGACUGGAGACCUCAGCCUCACUCUGAGAAACCCUACAGUCUUUGACAGUGGAACCUACACCUGCAUCACCCUCAGGAGCAAAGAAGAGCUGAGCUGGACUGAAGUACAGUUGAAGGUCACGGAAGCUCCUCCUCCAGUCUGGGCCCACAGAAAUGGCCAAAACAACAAACAAAACACUGGAAAUGAAUCAGAACUAACUUACCUAUAG